CCUCUUCAUGGUCUGCAGGCAUCUUGUCACUGGGCCGGUCCAUGCAGGGGGCCCGUGGAUGCUGUGUGACAUUUGGUGACAGCCGCUGAGGUCUACUAUGACAGCGGCUCCCCCGGGGACCAGCUGCCUGUGUUCAGACCAGUUUGUGCACCUGACACAUGGCUGCUCAGCUAGGAGAGCAGGCCUUGCUCUGACCUUCUCAAAACCACAGUCCUUUCUGUGGGAAGUGUGAGCUCAGGAAGGGAGAUGCGCUUCCACAGGAAGUCAGAGAGUGUGGAAGAUAGAUAUUAGAAGAAUCUCUGCCUUCCCAGCCUGGGGGACUCCAAGGCCUCUUGUCUCCCCAUAGAGGGCUCCCCAAGGAGUGACGGUGGAAACACUGCCAUCUGACAUCCGUGGAGGACAUGACGGUCGGCCCCUGGGUCAUGUGAAAGUGCAGUAGCCCUCUGCCUCCUUUGCAUUCCCGGCCCUGCUCUGUCGCCACAACUGCUGCCCUGUGCGGCUUCCUUCUGAGGCCCUGGUUGGUGCAAACCUGCCAUUGCUCGGAUUCUGAUUCACCUUUACCGGACGAAGAGAGGAGGAAGAUUUCCCCCAGAAGGAAUCUUCCACUGAAGUGGGUUUCAACCCAGGAUACAUCAGAACUGCUCUCUUGUACUUAGGGCACUAACCCCAGGGCUCAAAGAGGCUUCCUGUCACCUCAAGAACACAGGUCACACGUACAGCCAGGAGACAAAGCUCUGGAGAGCCAGUGGCCAGAGAUAUUUAGGGCCAAACCAGCCUUCUGGGUGCUCUCCUAAGGUUUGUCCAAGCUGAACUCAGGCCAAGGGUUAGUGCCAACAUGCCUCAUGCCUGACCCUUUCACCCUACAAAUGCAUGUGCCCAAUCUGAGCCUAAGCAGAAAUCCAAAACCACAUCCAGAAGAAACAAAGCUUCCACCCCCCGGCAUUUGCCAGGUACUCCGGGGAAUACCUGAGAAUGAUCUGAAACAAGUUCCGAGCUGCAAGACUGAGCUCCCGCCCUUGCAAACUGCCUGUCCGGUGUCUGCUCUACACCACCCGCCCCAUUCAGAAGGGUGGGGUCAGGUGCCUAGAUGUCUGCUUUAUUCCCUUCUUUGUCCAAGAGCUGUGCUGUCCGCAGUGCUCUGGGGACUGCAUUUUUCCAAGGAGAGAAAACAGCCCCCAGUGCACAGGAAUCCCAGGUCCCAGAGCAAACAUCCUGGUACCAGUGUUGGAAUUGAGUUUUAAAAGUGCUUGGGUAAAGCAUUCGAGGAGCCAGGCUGGAGGAUGAUAGGUGUUGGUGCAGCAAUCACCUCUCUGCGAUUGAGAACACUUGGCAUUUUCAUCUGGUGAGGAGGGAAACUUCCUAAACUUUCCUAAAGAGCAGAGGCUCUGAGUUGGAUAGACACAUGCCUCAAGAGCCAGUGUACUCAGGGAUUUGGUGUUUCCUGGGUGCUGCAGCUGGGCCGAUGGAGACGAAGGGAAGCGGGACCCAGCUUUGCCCGUCUGUAGCCCACCCCGAGAAGAGCCCUUACAGCCAACAAGGGAGACAUUCCUGAGGGUUAAGCACUGCAUCUGACAGCCAGGCCCUCCUGGCCCUUGGAGGGGAGAUCAAUGACCCUGACCUGUGAGACUGAGGCCACUUCUCAGCAGCUGGAUGACCAGCUCCAGUUCUGCUUCUUCAGAGAUGACCAGGCCCUGGAUCUGGGCUGUGGCAGUGACCCGGUGCUCCAGGUUCCCACUGUGUGGAGGAAAGACUCGGGAUCCUACUGGUGUGAAGCAAAGACCUCGGCACAGAAAGUCACUCGGAGCCCAAGGAUCCAGAUACAGGUGCAAGACAAGGAUGCGUCCAUGGUGCCGGGAAGCGGAUGUGGAAUUCCUCCAGAAGGAGUCCCGGUCUGGAAUGUGAGCUUGGAGACACAGCCUCCAGAGGGACAAGUGCAGAAGGGAAAGAAGCUGGUUCUCAUCUGUUUGGCCACCCAGGGCACGGGACACAUCACCUUCUCCUGGUACAAAGGGGCCCUGGGUUUGAACCUGGAAACAAAGACCCAGCGCUCACUGUCCGCGAAUUUCGAGAUCCCAAGGGUAACGGAGAGUGAUUCGGAGAAAUACUACUGCACGGCCGACAACGGCUACGGCCCCAGUGUUAGCGAGCUCGUGAGCAUCACCGUUAGAAGUCCAGUGUCCCGCCCCAUCCUCACCCUCAAGGUGCCUGGGGCCCAGGUCUUCCCUGGGGACAUGGUGGAGCUUCACUGUGAGGCCCACGGGGGCUCUCCCCCGAUCCUGUACCAGUUUUAUCAUGAGAAUGUCACCCUGGGAAGCAGCUCAGCCCCCUCUGGAGAAGGAGCGUCCUUCAACCUCUCUCUGACCAUGGAGCAUUCUGGAAACUACUCCUGUGAAGCUGACAAUGGCCUGGGGGCCCAGCACAGCGAGGUGGUGACACUCAACAUCACAGUGCCCGUGGAGGACAGAGAGGAACUGCUCACCUCAGGAAUCUUGGAGGGGCUGCUUGGCGUCCUCGGUCCCACCAUUAUGGCCCUAUUCUGCUGUUGGCUCAAGAAAAAAAUAGGAAGACGUCCGGCCAGGGACCUGCCCAGGAGCCCUCCCCGCCCUGUGCCACAAGCUUCCAACUACGUCAACUCAGCUGCCCCACUGCAAGGACAGUCUGUAUAUGAAAAUGUGAAUGUCGUAAGCGGGGACGAGAUUUACUCUUUGGUGUACCAUACGCAGCAGGAGCGGCAAGCAGCAGCAAAUCCCCUGAGGACACAUACCGAGGACCAGGAUGCCUCAGCCAUUUACUUUAGGCUGAAGAAUACAAGCGAUACAAGUGUUACAGAUGUAGACUAUGAAGAUGCUAUGUAAAGUUCUGGAAGAUUCUGCUCUUUGGAAACCUUGCAUGACUCCAAGCCUCAGAAUCAAUGUGUUCUUCAGAGACCCUGGGGUAGUCAGCUUUCUGGUACUUCUCACCCAGGUGCUUUGCUCCCAGAGACUAUUCUUGAAUCUACUGUGAAGUGGAAGUGGUUCUAGCCCUUGAAGAAACCACCCAAAAGAACCAACAUGAACAUGGCAGUGGGAAGGACCUUGUUACCAUAACCCGAUUCCAACUGGUUCUUUAAGCACACGUCAAAUUGUGUUCUAACUUCUUUUUAUCAGAGGAAACAGAGUGGGUGAAAGAACUUGGGACCUCUGGGUGGAGGGACAGUGAAGCUCACUCAGACUGCAUGGACACAAGGUUAGUGAUUCUGCAGGACAGCUGCACACAGAGGUGGCUGCUGUCCCGGCCCAGGGCAGACGAGCUCUGUACUCAACCCCAGAACAGAACUCCUGCCCUGACUUACAGCACUCAUCCUGUUUCUGCAUAAAGUAUGUGACUCAGUGCAUUAGAACUCAAACAAAGUUUCGUAAAUAGUUACUGUGGCUACAUUCAAUUUUAGUGACAUAUUUGUAUGUACAGGUCAAUCUAGAUGCCCCCAAAUUUAUAAUGAAACACAAUCUUUCUACGUUUUACCACAUCCAAAAUUCUGUAUUUGUUGCACCUCUAAAAGUUUUAUGAAUAUAAUUUUUCUUCUCUUACUUAACAAAUUUUUUAAAAUGUGAUAAUACAAUUUGGAGUCUAUAUUUUAGUUUUAAAAGAAUUAUACACCAACUCUUACAAAUUAAAACAAUUUAGAAGUCUAUGAUGUAAAAAGUUAGAACCUUUCCUACAUCUAAUACCGCAAGUGGUAUCCAUUGUUUAAAAACUCAGUGUUGCUAACUAAAUAUUAUCCUAACAUAUUUUAACCUUUUCAAUCACUGAUGGAUGUUAGGUGAUUUCCAAAAAUUUUAUAUUAUAAAAAUAAUACUAAAAUAAAUGUCAUUGAACAAACA
This is a messenger RNA of Canis lupus familiaris (dog), 3860 nucleotides long. RefSeq names its product Fc receptor like 1 (gene FCRL1). Bases 1608 to 2855 code for a protein of 415 amino acids. The transcript is spliced from 11 exons. Gene Ontology annotation, molecular function: transmembrane signaling receptor activity. The record is from RefSeq and is a predicted model, not a curated record. Gene Ontology annotation, biological process: cell surface receptor signaling pathway. NCBI's taxonomy places the organism in Eukaryota, Metazoa, Chordata, Mammalia, Carnivora, Canidae.